GUCGCGAAUCCCGAUUGGUCAAAGUCCGGAAAGCGGAGAGAGUCCAUCUUUAAAAUCCCUCCCUACAUUUUUUCCACAAGAAGACUUCUCGUUUUCUCGUUCAAUACUUUUCUUCGUGAUCAAACGAACAAACCCCUCUUUUUAAAGUUGUUUUUUUUAUUGCAUCGAUACUGCAAGCAAUUCGUUUGGUGGUCUGUUAAACAGACCUUUUCGCAGGUUCCAGCUUCACACCAGGUGUGGUUUUUGGGUGCUUUGUUUUUGAAUAAUUUUGGUUUGAAUCCGACGGUGAGGAUUUUGAUCGGAAGAGAUGACGAAGGGUGAGGAUCAAGUGCGGUCUCUCUUUGGGAUUUCUCUUUCCGAUCGACCCAGAUGGCAGCAGUUCUUGAUUUGCUCUUCUGGAUUCUUUUUCGGUUAUCUCGUCAAUGGCGUAUGCGAGGAAUACGUAUAUAAUCGGCUUCAAUUCAGCUAUGGAUGGUAUUUUACUUUCGUUCAGGGAUUUGUGUAUUUGGUACUCAUAUCCCUCCAGGGUUUCACCACCAAACAAAUGGUGAAUCCAUGGAAAACAUAUGUGAAACUAUCUGCCGUCCUUGCCGGGUCUCAUGGAUUAACCAAAGGGUCAUUGGCCUUCCUCAACUAUCCUGCACAGAUCAUGUUCAAAUCCACAAAGGUAUUGCCAGUCAUGGUCAUGGGUGCCUUUAUUCCUGGCCUGAGAAGAAAAUACCCGUUUCAUGAAUAUAUUUCUGCUCUGCUUUUGGUUGUUGGUCUAAUCCUUUUCACAUUAGCUGACGCCAAUACAUCUCCAAAUUUUAGCAUUAUUGGUGUCAUAAUGAUUUCUGGUGCUCUGAUUAUGGAUGCAUUUCUGGGUAAUUUACAAGAAGCAAUCUUCACUAUGAAUCCUGAUACAACACAGAUGGAGAUGCUUUUCUGCUCAACGGUUGUUGGCAUGCCUUUCUUACUUUUACCCAUGAUAUUAACAGGAGAGCUGUUCAGGGCCUGGUCUUCUUGUUAUCAACAUCCUUAUGUAUAUGGGGUAUUGGUGUUUGAGGCCAUGGCCACAUUCGUUGGGCAAGUAUCUGUGUUAUCCCUCAUUGCCCUUUUUGGAGCUGCCACCACUGCCAUGAUAACAACUGCAAGAAAGGCAGUGACAUUGCUGCUGUCAUACCUAAUAUUUACAAAGCCAAUGACUGAACAGCACGGUACCGGGCUACUGCUUAUAUCCAUGGGAAUCAUAUUGAAGAUGCUACCUGAUAACAAACCACAAACUAGGAGUGCCUCCACAAGGCGUUUGAAGUCCUUCACUAAAGAAGACAGAAGCCUUGUCGAGAAUGGCGAAGACGAGGAGAAAAAACCCUUAGUAUGAAAAGAUCAAUGAAGCAUAGUCUCUCAGUUUGUUUUCCAGUUUUGUUUUGUCAUUUUUUAUUGGCUUUUCUAAAUUCAUAAGCACAACUGAGGCAUAGAUGAGUAAAGCAGAGGUUUCUGGACCAAGCAUAGAUAGAACUCAUAGAAGCAACAGAAGUAUGUUAUCUAGAUUUGAUGUAAAUUUCUCCUAGGAGAAUAUAAUCCUUCCUAUUCAGUUUUUGGAAAUUCAAUUUGAUUCUAUGAGCAAUUCUUCUUCUUUUGGCAGCC
Tripterygium wilfordii is the source of this 1626-nucleotide messenger RNA. RefSeq names its product UDP-galactose/UDP-glucose transporter 4-like. Gene Ontology annotation, biological process: transmembrane transport. Gene Ontology annotation, molecular function: transmembrane transporter activity. Bases 308 to 1360 code for a protein of 350 amino acids. The record is from RefSeq and is a predicted model, not a curated record. NCBI's taxonomy places the organism in Eukaryota, Viridiplantae, Streptophyta, Magnoliopsida, Celastrales, Celastraceae. The transcript has 7 exons. Gene Ontology annotation, cellular component: Golgi membrane; endoplasmic reticulum membrane.